UAGUAUGAGAUUUGUAUUGUAAUUUGUAUGUAAAAUUGAGAAUUACCCUAGUUUCUGAUAGUUUCUAAGUUAUUGCGAAUUUUGAACAGAUUCCAUAUGUAGUACGCUUACGACCAUAAUUUUGUUUUAUAAAACAAUGAGCCUUAUUACACUCAUUUCCUAGAACAUAAAUUAAAAGUAAAAGAGUACCUACUAACUAAAUUUACAUAUAAUUUUAAUUUUGUAGAGAUGUUGCUUUCUGCGAGUACUCUUAUUUAUAGAAAAGUUGGUAAAAAAUGUUUUCGUAUGUUAAAUGUAAGAUACAUGUGCAUUGGAAAUCGUGGACAUUUACAACAAACUGGCAAUAUUAGUCACGUUAUGAAAAAUGUAAUCUAUCGGCAUUUGAAGACUUCAACUUAUAUUUUGGAUAAAAGUGGAUCUGUAAAUGUUAAAAAUAAAGAUCCAGAGACGGAAGACAAGUUAAGUAAAGGUGUGAGAGAAAUUGUUGUUAAGACUGAAACAGAUGAAAAUAAAGUUGUUACAAAAGUCACUAUUGAAAAACCGCAAAAGGCUGCUUCAACAACUAAAGAAGAAAUUGCUCCUCAAGUCAAGAAAAGGCUAUUGAUUGAUUUUUCGGCGUCAUAUACUGAACGUAACUUUAUAACACCAAUGCGUGCAAUGACUGAGUAUUUGUUAAAGCAAUCUGAUUUAGAAUCAUUACCAAAGGUGCUUCGAAGAUCACCAUAUGAAUCUGAACCACCUAUAACUGUCCACUAUCGUAAAGAUGUUGAAGCAAAGGCUAUUGAGGUGUGGGGGUCAAGAGAAGUAUUGGAGAAAGAAUUAUUGCGAAGAGAACUAGACAGAAGAAGAUAUGAACAAGAUGUUUUCACUGUUAAACGACGAUUACGUAAUUAUAGAAGAGAAAUGAGUGAUAAGCGAUUAAAACAAGCAGAGGAAUUGGGUUUAAAGACAAGAUCUGGUAGAGUUGUCCUCACUGCGAUAGGAAUAAAUGGAUGUAACUUUCUGUUUAAACUCUGCGCUUGGUUCUACACGGGUUCACACAGCCUGUUCUCAGAAUGCAUACAUUCCCUUGCAGACACUGUUAAUCAACUGAUACUGGCUUAUGGAAUACACAAAUCUGUUCAAAUAGCAGAUCCAGACCACCCAUAUGGUUAUACAAAUAUGAGAUAUGUUUCCUCUCUCAUCUCCGGAGUGGGAAUAUUCUGUGUGGGAAGUGGCUUGUCAUUUUACCACGGAGUAGUGGGCAUAUUGGAUCCACAGCCACUUCAUGACUUUUUCUGGGCUUAUUUCGUCCUCGGUGGAGCUGUAGUAUCAGAAGGUGCAACUCUCAUGGUUGCUUUAAGUGCAAUAAGAAAAGGUGCUAAAGAAGCUAAUAUGUCUUUAAGAGAAUAUGUUCUGAGGAGUUCAGACCCAUCUGUGAAUGUAGUGUUAUUAGAAGACACAGCGGCAGUCGCGGGUGUUGUAGUGGCAGCAAGUUGCAUGGCUGUCUCUCAGUACACCGGUAACCCACUGUUUGACGCUGUCGGAAGCAUACUGGUAGGCACUAUACUGGGUGGUGUCGCCUCCUUCAUUAUAUUGAGCAAUGUUGGAGCACUCGUUGGCAGAUCCAUUCCACAGGAACAGUUAGAUGAAAUAAACAGUGUACUGGAAAGGGAUUUUAUGAUUAGAGCGAUUCAUGACGUGAAGGGUAUAGAUAUAGGUAGCAACUUGAUAAGAUACAAAGCCGAAGUUGAUUUCGACGGUAGAGCGUUGACGCGAUCGUAUUUAGAGAAACACGAUUUAAAUGCAUUGUUAGAGGACAUAAGGAAAAUCGAGACCAUAGACAAUGUAGAAGCAUUCCUUCUAAAACAUGGCGAGAAUAUUGUGGACAUGUUGGGCGGAGAGAUUGACAGGAUAGAGUUAAAAUUAAGGAAAAAGUUUCCACAAAUACGACAUUGCGAUUUGGAGAUUCUCUAAUACAAUACGUGAUCUAUAACCAAACUCCACUCUUCUUGUUUUUUUUUUAUUUAAUUAACUUAUUUUUUAUUGUUGAGAUAUAAUUUGUAAGCCACCAUAUACACAAUAGUUAUUAUUUAAGUUUUACUUUGUGAAUUUUAACCGAUAACUAUAAAAAAUAUAUAGCAAUAUUAUUCAUAUUUGUUAUUAAAUUUGACUUUUACUAUUAUAAAAUGCAUAAUUCUUUUAUUUUAUUAAAGUACAAAAAAAUAUAUUAACACUGUAAUUUUUUUAUGAAAAUAACAGUAGUUAAUUACUUAUCUAGAUAAUUUUUCAGUUUACACUAAUUUCUUAUUAUUAGAACGUAUACGCACGGCCGCUUUUUUUAACGUUGAAAACUACGUUGGCGGCACUUAAGCGAUGAAUUUUGCCCGUCAAGGGGUAUUACUGUACCCGCUUAAAAGCCUUGAUUUCUAUAUUGAAUGUGAUAGAAAGAGAUUAGGAAAUGUGCCUUUUAGGCUAUUGGAUAAGAAGUUUCAGAUGUGACAAUAUAACUAUGAGUUUACACUGCGGUAACACUUAUACAAAAACAUAUUGUUAUCUCAAUUUUUAUAACAAGAACAUAAAGGAUGGCGAUAUGUUUGUUAUAACGUAUUUUGAAGACGUACGUGCUAAAUUAGUGAACGUAGAACGAUAUUAUGUCAAAAUGUAUUUGAAAAUUAUACAAAAUUAUAAUAUAUGCGUUCAUAAUUAUUAACUGCUCGCUCGCUUAAAGUACAAUUAUUAAUUUGAUUCUGCAAUGAUUGUAGCUGUCUUAACCUUCCCCAUCCGAUGAAAAGAGUUACAUCUCUUACGAAAUAUCAUGUUCAUAUAAUCUUAGCACAUAUAUUUAUGACCAGUGUUAUAUUUUAGCUUAUAGAUUCGUCUCAACUUAGAACUCUGUGAUUUUGUUGUAUAUAAUGGUAUGUUUAAGAAGUAAGGGUGUACCUUUUGUGUACAGAUUGGUGUAAAUAAAAUAAAUGAGCUUGA
Molecule: messenger RNA, 2964 nt
Organism: Papilio xuthus (Asian swallowtail)
Lineage: Eukaryota; Metazoa; Arthropoda; Insecta; Lepidoptera; Papilionidae
Gene: ZnT49B
Product: solute carrier family 30 member 9
Exons: 12
Coding region: 229-1956 (575 amino acids)
Biological process (GO): intracellular zinc ion homeostasis; zinc ion transport; transmembrane transport
Cellular component (GO): endoplasmic reticulum; membrane
Molecular function (GO): monoatomic cation transmembrane transporter activity
Source: RefSeq, a predicted model, not a curated record